Molecule: messenger RNA, 861 nt
Organism: Saccharomyces mikatae IFO 1815
Lineage: Eukaryota; Fungi; Ascomycota; Saccharomycetes; Saccharomycetales; Saccharomycetaceae
Gene: PRO3
Product: pyrroline-5-carboxylate reductase
Exons: 1
Coding region: 1-861 (286 amino acids)
Biological process (GO): L-proline biosynthetic process
Molecular function (GO): pyrroline-5-carboxylate reductase activity
Source: RefSeq, a predicted model, not a curated record
AUGACUUACACGUUGGCAAUUUUAGGCUGCGGAGUUAUGGGCCAAGCACUUCUUUCAGCUAUUUAUAACGCCCCAAAGGCGGCCAAUGAAACUACUGCUGCAUUUUAUCCUUCCAAGAUCAUCACAUGUAACCAUGAUGAACCCAGUGCGCAACAAGUUACUGAUCUAGUCGAGACAUUCGACGAAUCCCCAAACGGUAUCAGAGUGGAAAGCACUUACGGUGACAACGUGAGUGCUGUCAAGGAAGCUGCUGUAGUUCUUCUUGGUACAAAACCAUUUUUGGCAGAAGAAGUAUUGAACGGUGUGAAGAGCGUCAUCAAUGGAAAGUUACUUAUCUCGUUAGCAGCAGGCUGGACUAUAGACCAACUAAGCCAGUACACUAGCACUGUUUGUCGCGUUAUGACGAACACGCCUGCCAAAUAUGGCUAUGGUUGUGCGGUGGUAUCCUAUUCAAAUGAUGUUUCCAAGGAACAAAAGCCACUGGUCAAUGAGUUAAUCAGUCAAGUUGGUAAAUACGUUGAACUACCAGAGAAGAACAUGGAUGCAGCUACUGCAUUGGUCGGCUCCGGCCCUGCUUUUGUUUUGUUGAUGCUAGAAUCCUUAAUGGAAAGUGGAUUGAAGCUGGGAAUUCCAUUGCAAGAGAGUAAGGAGUGUGCCAUGAAAGUCCUAGAAGGAACAGUGAAAAUGGUUGAAAAAAGUGGUGCUCAUCCAUCUGUUUUGAAGCACCAAGUUUGCACACCAGGUGGUACAACAAUUGCCGGGUUAUGUGUCAUGGAAGAGAAGGGCGUCAAGAGUGGUAUUAUCAAUGGUGUUGAAGAGGCCGCCCGUGUUGCAUCACAACUAGGCCAAAAGAAAAAAUAG